This is a messenger RNA of Mesorhabditis belari, 252 nucleotides long. The record is from the annotation of a GenBank genome assembly. NCBI's taxonomy places the organism in Eukaryota, Metazoa, Nematoda, Chromadorea, Rhabditida, Rhabditidae.
AUGAUCGGUAUUUCGAAAACUGAAAUUGAUAAGCUAGCAUCCGAGUGGACGGAGGCGUUGUAUGAGUUGGUUGCCGAUUUCCCCACACAAGUCGACAUCAUCAUUACGGUGCAACGAAAGCCGAGAAAUGAGUUGGGUGGAGAGGUGGUGAAGAAGAUGGAAUCUCGUCCUUCAUUUCAACCAUCGCUGAAGAGGGGAACGUCGAAUGAUACGACCGAUGAUGUCACCAUAUAUGAGAAUGGUUCGCUUUCU